Messenger RNA from Kockovaella imperatae, 4677 nucleotides. Its product is annotated as P-loop containing nucleoside triphosphate hydrolase protein. Gene Ontology annotation, molecular function: ATP binding; ABC-type transporter activity; ATP hydrolysis activity. Gene Ontology annotation, biological process: transmembrane transport. Bases 114 to 4583 code for a protein of 1489 amino acids. The record is from RefSeq and is a predicted model, not a curated record. The transcript is spliced from 6 exons. Lineage: Eukaryota; Fungi; Basidiomycota; Tremellomycetes; Tremellales; Cuniculitremaceae. Gene Ontology annotation, cellular component: membrane.
GUUCAAUCCAUCUUACAUUGCAGUCACCUUAGAUUCCAAGAGGACUCGUUGAACGAGCACAUCUACCCAUCCUUUCGAACCUGGCCUGCCAACCUAGAAUCGGAUCCCUCAACAUGAGCUUGCAAGAUUUUUCCUCUUCUCGUACCCGAGUCGACCUGACAAAUCAUCGCUCUGGACCUUCUACACCUCGUCGAAGUCCUUCGUCCAUCGCUCGCAAUACUCAACUCCCAUCCUCGACAAGCUCGAGUAAUCCGCGAACACCUCGACAAGGCUAUUCCUCAGGCACAUCGACAUACGGUCGAGGUCAGAAUCUCUCUGCCCCGCCUUCUUCUUAUCGUCUCCAAGAUUCGGUGGAGCUCCAUGCCAUCUCUCGACCCGGAAGACAAUCUCCAUUCGAUGAUCGCUACGCUAUAGAUCAUGAACCCUAUCUAAGGACUGAUCCAUCUGGUGAAGACGCCAUGCCACCUCCAACCCCUUUACAACCUCCCCUCGCUCCGCAAAGUCCACCACUUACACCGACUUUUCGCGGCCUCUUCUCUCUCCACACUCCCCGAGAUCAUUUCUUGUAUCUGGUACCAGCUGUCCUGGUAUCGAUGACAGCUGCUCUCGUUCAACCUUACAUGUCCGUCAUAGUUGGGGACGCCUUUGAGGCUUUUGUCAAUUAUCCCUUAGACAAUAACGCCAGCGAAGCUCAGCGCGAGGCUUUGAGACAUGACGUCAAACUGACCACUGUGAAACUCGCCAUCGCUGGUGCCGCAGCGGUCGCUCUCAACUACGUCAAGGGAGUUCUGUGGGCCAGGCAUGGUGAGAACGUCACGCAUCGUUUACGACAUGCCGUCUAUGCCUCGGUUCGAGACAAGCCAAUUGAGUGGUUCGACCUCGGCAUGGGUAUGCCCGGAGAGUCUAUCGGUGCGGGUGGUCUCAUGGCCAAAUUCACAAGAGAGACCGACGAGGUCCGACUUGGUUCAUCCAUCGCCCUUGGCCUCGUGGUCCAAAACCUUUCGACCUUCAUCGCCUGCUUCAUCCUUGCACUCGCCACUCAGCCAGUCCUCGCUCUCGUUACCCUCUCCACCAUCCCCGUCAUCGUUAUCAUACAAUUCAUCACCCAAAUCGUCUGUCAACCUCUCUACGCACUCGAAAGGCGGAGUAAUGCAGAGGCUUCGACGAAUGUAGACCGCGCGACGUCAGCUAUCGCCACUGUCAAAGCACACAAUGCCCAAGGCUCGGAGCUUGAGCGAUUCACUCGGGUCGCAGAUGGCGCAAGAGCAUCAUUGAUCCGUCAGUCGGCUGUUUGGGCCUUGUCCAUCUCGACUACUGAAUUCUUCCUGCUUGGCACCUUUGUCGUUGGAUUUUGGUACGGCGCAAAGGUCGUACGAGAUGGGACAUCCGCGGGGACCGUCAUGACUGUCUUUUGGGCUUGCUUGUUAUCGGCAACAUUCCUACAAAUGGUUGUCCCGCAGUUGACUGUCGUCACAAAAGGCAAGAACUCGAUGGCAUCCUUGAGGACGGUGAUUACGAGCGUGGCGGCGAAGCCAGCGAUCAUCUCGAAUCCCUUCGUUGAACAUGAUCUCACAUCGUCAAGUGCUCAGGCGAAGACAGACAUUUUCUCAGACCCCGGCACAUCCCAGGCUCCACCCUCUUCGCCCGGCUCUCGCGUCCGAGGCGAUUUCACCCUUUCAUCCGUCACGUUUGCCUAUCCUUCUCGUCCUGAGGUUGUGAUUCUGAAAAAUGUCACCCUUUUCCUCCCACCGGGAGAAACAACAUUCAUCGUCGGCGGUUCUGGGUCCGGCAAAUCCACGAUCGCCCAACUCCUCCUUGGCUUAUACGAUCCCAACGGAGGUCUCAUAACCAUGGACAAUCGUACACUUUCACCUGAAUUGACACGACAACAUAUUGGAGCAGUGCAGCAGGGCUGCAUCCUAUUUGAUAUGUCGGUUCAUGAUAAUGUGGCCAUUGGCUCACCUUCCGGCGCCACGCGAGCACAAGUUAUAGAAGCUUGCAAGAUGGCCCUGAUCCAUGAGUUUAUCGAAGGCCUACCGGAGGGUUACGAAACAAAUCUCGGCACGGGCGGUUCCGCCUUGAGCGGGGGUCAACGACAACGUCUGGCCAUUGCCAGAGCGAGAAUCAGAAACCCUACCGUGCUGAUUCUCGACGAAGCGACCUCGGCACUCGAUGCGACUUCUCGUGUGCUCGUCUUUGAGAACAUAAAAACAUGGCGGAAGAACCAGACGACCAUAGUCAUCACUCACGACUUGUCCCAGAUUGUGCCGGACGACUUUGUCUACGUGAUGCGGCAUGGAGUGGUCGCCGAACAAGGCUUUCGAUCUGAUCUGGUCAAGAAGACACCACUGAACGGAGCGGUGACGGGCAUCUUCGCAGCUAUGGCUGCUGAACAGGCCUUGGAGCCUUUGGCAGAGAAAAUGGAAGAUUGGGACCCUGAAGAGGUUCUUGAAGAUGCAUAUGACGCCUACGAGGUACCCUUUCGACCUCAUACUCCAUCCUUCGGACUCCCUGGGCGAGAAAGCAUGGCCUAUUUCGAUGUUCUGGAGCAGUAUGCCAAGACCGAUUCUAAGCGCCUGAGUCGGCUGAGCUGGGAGGAUCCAAAGGCAUCUCAUCGGACAAGCUUGGUAAGGAGAAGCAGUCUCGUCUCUAGGGCAUCGCGGAACAGCUUGGUCGUUCCCCGCCCAGCAAGUCAAAUGUCUUUCACGUCGAAUCGCAGCGAGCAUGGACGAUCGCCUGGCCAGAGGUAUUCUCAGCUCGUGGAGAAGGAGCCUAUCCAGCUGCACGUAUCUACAGAUGACAAGGGAGAAACACUGGAGGAGGUCACUCCUGUCAAACCAACGCGCCCGCCUGGGCUUUUCGCUCUCCUCGUCUCCUACUUUCCGACCCUUCCUCGCAAACAGAACCUCUUCUUUGGCCUCUUUGGCGCCAUUCUUCACGGUGUCGCCACACCGAUUUGGUCGUUCUUCCUAUCGAAACUCAUGACCAUCGUCGGAUCUGGUGGAACGGACCCGGCCUUGACCAAGUUCGGACUCAUCGUCCUUGCUAUUUGUGCAGCUCAAGCCUUCGCAGACUGGCUACAACAGUACUUUCUGUACUCUCUCGCGGCGAUGUGGGUCAACAAGAUCCGCUCCGAAGCGUACGGCAAAGUUUUGGCGCAGGAUAAAGCAUGGUUCGACCAAACGGAUCAUUCGCCCGUGCGCCUCGUGCAAUCCAUCAUCAAGGAUUCCGAUGACAUGCGAGCGCUGAUCGCUUCUGUGAUUGGCAAAAUGACAGUGUUCGUCAUCAUGGUUGGAAUGGGUAUCAUCUGGGCAAUGAUCGUCGAUUGGCGAUUGACUUUGAUUGGCGUCGGACUCGCACCCGUCUUUGCAUCGAUCAUGACGUUCAAUAAUUCCCUCAUUGGCAAGGCUGAAGUUCGGAACAAGGCCAAACGCGAGGCAGUUGCAAGGACAUUUUACGAGUGCGUGGCGAACCUUCGCGGAAUUCGUGCGAUGGCCUUGGAGAAGACGUUCAAUGCUCGUUUCGAGGCGGAUGCGUCGUCCGCGUUGUCGACCGGGAAACGUACAGGCUGGGCUGUGGCUAUUGGUAUCGGCUUUGUCGCUGGAAUGCCAUUCUUUGCUCAAGCCUUGAUGAACUGGGCGGGGAGUGUCUUCAUCCUGCAAGGGUAUAUCAAUUAUGCCCAGAUGCUCCAAGUCUACAAUCUAAUCCUCUUCUCCUUGACCAUGGGAACCGCGAUGUUAGAUUUCAUCCCCGCCAUGGCCAAAGGUCGUGCUGCCGCGACAGACUUCAAUCGACUCUAUUAUCUCUCAACGACGACUUCAGAAUGUGCAGGUUCACUUCGCUUUCCAAUCCCUGGCCAAGCUACCUUCUCCCACGUCUCUUUUGCCUAUCCGACCCGACCUGACGUUCCCAUUCUCUCCGACCUCUCUCUCAGUCUGCAUCCUGGUGAGGCAGUGGCCAUCGUCGGGCCUUCGGGGUGUGGCAAAUCGACCAUUGCGGCGCUUCUCCAAAAGCUGUACGAGCCCAGUUCCGGCACGAUUCAUCUGGACAAGUAUGAUCUGGCUCAAGCAGAUGUCAAAUGGCUCAGGAACCACAUUGCGAUCGUAUCUCAGACGGCCAAUCUGUUUGACGCGACUGUCGCUGAAAAUAUCGCUUAUGGAUCCAAUGUGCCCAUAGGAGAGAUUCAACGAGCGGCGAGAGCAGCCAAUAUCCACGAUUUCAUACAAGGUCUUCCGGGAGGAUACGAUACGAAUCUCGGAGAGAACGCUUCAUUGAUCUCUGGCGGUCAAGCUCAGAGGUUACAGAUCGCUCGAGCUUUAGUCAGGAGAUCAAGAAUAUUGAUCUUGGAUGAAUGUACGAGUGCAUUGGAUGGUGAGAACGAGAGGGCAAUAUUGGAUACGAUAGGCAGAGUCAAAGAGACCAGGACCACCAUUUUCAUCACUCAUUCACUUGAAGCUAUGAAACGAUGUGACCGAGUGAUCUGUCUUGUUGGCGGUAGAGUAGUCGAGGAAGGACCUUUUGAGCAGCUGCUCAGACGAGGCGGAGUGUUUGCUCAACUCAUGCAGACCGGCGAGUGGGAGUAGAGUAGAGUAUAUACAUCGUAUCAGUUGUAUUUGUGAUCGGCAAUAGGCGGAAUAUUAAGCCGAAGACACGGAAUUCAAAUGCGAACUCCGCGAU